CUCACUUUCCUCUGCAACUGCAAGAACCACGUACCCAAUUCACAUUGAUCUGCUUUUUCACUCGACUUCACAAACGAGAACAAUAACGAUAACCCAAUACAAUACCCUUUUCCUAAGUGAACGCGAUCAAUGCCACUAUCCUCCUACAAUUUCCGUUUCCCGAUAAUCGUUCGGUUCGGUUUUCAUUCCCAUUCCCAUUCCCAUUUCAUUUCACCGAACCGCAUUUUCUCUCAGCUUCUGUGGUAACCACUGAGUUCCUUCCUAUCCUUAAACUUCCAUGACCCAGAAUCGUAGAUUGUCUAUAAUCGCUGGAUCCAGGUGCUUUUCUCACAAUUCGCUGGAUAUCACGCCGACGCCAACGCACACACCAACACCCACACCCAUUUAGUUUUACUCCUUGAUAUCUCCCUUAUAACAACAAAGAUAAAGAUGGGUGAGGGGGAAAAGUUUCAGCUAGGAACUGUCGGCGCGUUGAGUCUAUCCGUGGUGUCAUCAGUGUCGAUUGUGAUUUGCAAUAAGGCGCUGAUGAGCUCCCUACAUUUCAUUUUCGCUACAACUUUGACAAGCUGGCAUCUGCUUGUCACAUUUUGUUCUCUUCAUGUGGCUCUAAAAAUGAGAUUUUUUGAGCACAAACCUUUUGAGCAAAAAGCUGUGAUGGGAUUCGGAAUUCUAAAUGGAAUCUCAAUUGGACUUUUAAAUUUGAGCCUGGGCUUCAAUUCCGUCGGCUUCUAUCAGAUGACUAAGCUGGCAAUCAUUCCAUGUACUAUUCUGUUGGAGAUCCUUUUUCUUGGGAAGAAAUUCAGUAAAAGAAUACAAUUUUCCCUCUCAAUCCUCCUUCUGGGUGUCGGGGUUGCAACAGUUACUGAUUUGCAGCUCAAUGCUUUGGGCUCUUUCUUAUCUUUGCUAGCAGUGAUUACAACAUGUGUUGCUCAGAUUAUGACAAAUACCAUCCAGAAGAAGUUUAAAGUUUCUUCUACCCAACUUCUGUAUCAGUCGUGUCCAUAUCAAGCAGCAACCUUGUUAAUCUCCGGACCAUAUUUGGAUAAACUUCUGACCGACCUAAAUGUCUUUGCUUUCAAGUAUACAACACAAGUGACGUUUGUCAUCGUUCUUUCAUGCCUUAUCUCUAUCUCUGUAAAUUUUAGUACAUUUCUUGUAAUUGGAAAGACAUCUCCAGUCACCUAUCAGGUUCUUGGACAUCUGAAGACAUGCCUUGUAUUGGCUUUUGGUUAUAUUAUUGUCCGUGACCCUUUCAGCUGGAGGAACAUACUGGGGAUUUUGAUAGCCAUGGUUGGGAUGCUUCUAUAUUCCUACAAUAGCAUUCUUGAGAAUCAGCAAAAAGCAGCCGAAGCUGCAGCACAAGCAUCACAGGCAAGAGAAGGUGAAUCUGAUCCUAUCAUUAAUGUGGAAAAUGGAUCUGCACUAUUGAGCAAAAGGCAGGCCCCUGUCUGGGGCAAAGAUAAAGACUAGCACGCUGGAUGAGCUUUUCUAAAUCACCACUAAGAACAGUAUAUGGAUCUAUAGAGGAAUUAUACCCUUAAUUAGAAAGUUCUCCAAACUUCAAGUCUCAAAUACUUACAAGUGUGAAUUGUUUCACUUGGUAGUCGGUAUUAUUAGUUUAGCAUUUUGUGCAUUGAUAGCCAGCCAACAAUAUUAGUGGGGGGAAAAAAAUACAUGGUCAUGUCUAAGUUCUUUGGCCAACAAGUAUGGUUGAGUUUAGCUAAUACUUACUGGAAAUUUUUCACGUCAUGUUACAUAUAUUCUAUAUAUAAAUAUUCCAAUU
This is a messenger RNA of Gastrolobium bilobum, 1783 nucleotides long. RefSeq names its product UDP-xylose transporter 3-like. Gene Ontology annotation, cellular component: Golgi apparatus. Gene Ontology annotation, molecular function: antiporter activity; UDP-xylose transmembrane transporter activity. The record is from RefSeq and is a predicted model, not a curated record. The coding region runs from base 430 to 1470 and encodes 346 amino acids. NCBI's taxonomy places the organism in Eukaryota, Viridiplantae, Streptophyta, Magnoliopsida, Fabales, Fabaceae. The transcript is spliced from 8 exons.